CCUCCCCGUUGCGGCUGUCACCGGCUUUGCAUCAUGGUCGGAAGCGCGGCCGCUUUUCCCUUGGCUUGGAGGGAGUCCGUGUUUUGUGGACGCUGGACGGACGCGUUCCCGGGAAGCAGGCGCCGGGCGGAGGAGCCCUGAGCGCUGCCUUCAGCGAGACGCUGCCCACAGAGUGAUGCUCUUACCAUGAAAAGGUGCUGUGAGGGCGUGGGGCUGCCAUGCCUCUUUAAGGGCGUCGGCAUGGCCGGGGCCCGGCCGCCCCGGUUCCUCCUGGUCUUUGACUUCGACGAGACCAUCAUCAACGAGAACAGCGACGAGUCCAUCGUGCGCGCGGCGCCGGGGCAGGCGCUCCCGGACCACAUCCGCCAGACCUUCCGCGAGGGCUCCUACAACGAGUACAUGCAGCGGGUCCUGGCCUACCUGGGGGACCAGGGCGUCAAGAUGGGCGCCUUCAAGAGCGUGUACGAGAGCAUCCCGCUGUCCCCCGGCGUGCCAGACCUCUUCCAGUUCCUCUCCAAGCACCACGAGCUCUUCGAGGUCAUCCUCAUCUCCGACGCCAACAUGUUCGGCAUCGAAUGCGCCCUGAAGGCAGCCGGGUUCUACUCCCUCUUCCGCAAGGUCUUCAGCAACCCGGCCAGCUUCGACAAGAGGGGGUACCUCACCCUGGGGCCCUACCACAGCCACAAGUGCCUUGACUGCCCGGCCAACAUGUGCAAGCGCAAGAUCCUGACCGAAUACCUGGCGGAGAGAGCCCAGGAGGAGCUGGAGUUCGAGAGGGUUUUCUACGUCGGAGAUGGUGCCAAUGACUUCUGCCCUGCCGCCGCUCUGACCGCCGCGGACGUGGCCUUCCCACGGAAGGGCUUCCCCAUGCACCGGCUCACCCAGGAGAUGGAGAAGAAGCAGCCGGGAGCCUUCCAGGCCACCGUUGUCCCGUGGGAAUCAGCUGCGGAGGUCGCCCGCUACCUGCAGGAGCUCCUCAAGAAGUGCUGAUGGCUCGGGGGGGAUCUGGGCGCUAGGAGAGGAUGGGAGAGGAGAUGCUGGGGGGGGGUCGGGUCACCCCGUGGACCCCCCACUCAUCGGCACCGCUCGCUUGGCCCCGCUCCUGGGCUCCUUUCCUCUCCAGCUCCUUCCUCCCCGCUGAUACAAGCACUUUCUCCAGGUCCCCCUUCCCCUGCCCCAUGGAGGUGAAGCCUUCUCUAUGCACUUGGUGUUUGCCAACACUAAAGGUGAUUUGGGGGGGGGGGGGGGCUUGGUUUUCUUCCCUUCCCCUUUUGACUUCACAAGAGCAGUUCCCAAAGGACCAGGCUGGGCCCUCCCCACGGCUGGGCCCUGCACGUGCUUCCUCGCGCCUUCAUCCUCCUCAGCCGCCCGGCCUGGCCAUGAGCUGCCUGCUGCUGCCUUCAUCCCGAUGCCCCAGGGCUCUUUGCCUCUUCACGAGGCCGCUGGAAAUGGAACCCAGGGAAUCUGAGCUGCCCGAGCUCCCCCUCUGCAUCCCAGCCCCGCUCCUGGGCCUGGCGAUGGAGCCAUCGUCCCUUGGGAUUGAUUCCCU
Molecule: messenger RNA, 1549 nt
Organism: Pezoporus occidentalis (night parrot)
Lineage: Eukaryota; Metazoa; Chordata; Aves; Psittaciformes; Psittacidae
Gene: PHOSPHO1
Product: phosphoethanolamine/phosphocholine phosphatase 1
Exons: 4
Coding region: 187-990 (267 amino acids)
Biological process (GO): bone mineralization involved in bone maturation
Molecular function (GO): phosphatase activity
Source: RefSeq, a predicted model, not a curated record